This is a messenger RNA of Orbicella faveolata, 3114 nucleotides long. RefSeq lists its product as uncharacterized. Lineage: Eukaryota; Metazoa; Cnidaria; Anthozoa; Scleractinia; Merulinidae. The record is from RefSeq and is a predicted model, not a curated record.
GACUUGGGUUGCGUCCAAUCACGGGUUAAAAACGAGAAUAACCCGAGAGAUAUCUUACGUAAAUGACCCAGACAGUGAUAGACAGUCAGUUACCUCUGUUGACAUGACCUUGUCAUUUGUAGUGUCAAUUUCACUUUAGUACUACACGUCUACAAAGCGAUUGUAGUCUCUCAUAACAUCAGAAAUGGCAGCACAGCUGCACCACAACAGACGCUUAAAAGACAGAGCAAUUUGUAGCGACUCAGUCUUGUUACUACUCGGCUUGCUCUUCGCCUUGAUUGGUGUAGUGUUGGUAAUUAUUGGCGCUGUGAAGCUACAUGCAGCAAAUGAAAAAUGCGGCCAAGUCGAACCGUCUUCCGUUGCGAAGAAGCGCGUGUCCGUUGCUUCGUCGCAGCUUUGUCGUUUCUCUGAUGAGGCGGUUCGCGUUGGAUUGCCAGCUUUACUGGAAGAAGUGAAAACCGCUUAUUUUACUCACAAUCCUAACAAUGUGGCGUGGAAUCCUGACCUGAUAGGACAAGAAAUGACCGAAUAUGUGAAGACAAGAUAUUUCCCCUACGAUCCUUCCCCAGAGGCUCUUAAACGGAAAACGGACGCGGCGUUAGCGCUCUUGGAAAAACUGAAUAACGUUAAAGUAGACGAGAGGAAACUCAAGGCGCGAGAGGGAAAAGCCUUAUGGCAGGCAAAGCAUUUCCUACGUCACGUGUUCGAUUCGCCAUUUGACAUCAACUAUUACGCAGGUGAUUGGAUGAUGGGUCCAAACUACUUCUGCUGGCAGCCAAUCUGCUACGUGACUUAUGACAUCAAUUCUUUCGCGUGGCAAGUGAAGCCUCGUUCCUACGAGGAUCUACAAUUUGUGAUUGACACCAUUAUGAAACACAAGGACACGUUUGAUCGUUACAGAGAUAAUAUUGCCCUGGGAGUCAAAGCCGGCAUGGUUCGUUCGUCAAUUGACUGUAAAGCGGGUCUUGAUGCUUUUAAAGAGGAAUAUCCUGAAAUAGCAAAGGCGAAUGACUCAAUGGGGGUACUGGGGGAGUGGUCCGCCUCACUCUACCUUAAACCUGCUUAUCUAGCCAACUUAGAUUCAGGAGUGAACGCGCGGUGGCGAAUUGAACACUCAGGCCAGAGUGCAAGAGACGCCAUUAGAGAGGCCUUAGUGAAAGGUUUUGGAGAACCCGUACUGAACCUUAUUCAUUACCUUGAGUACGAACACAGUCGUCACUGUUUACCUGAAACAGUUGCCAGCGGUCUUGCUAAUUUGCCCGUGGACUAUGUGUACACGGACGGUGUCCCGGAUUUGGGGAAUAGGACGACAAAGGUUCUACCCGGUACUGAAAAGGCGUUGCGUGGCACUGACACUUAUCGCAUAAUUUUAUCGUACUUCACAACGUUUGAUAUUUCCCCUGAAGAUAUCAAUCAAGAGGGAAAUAAGCAACUCAGUAUCUACAUGCCACAGGUGUAUAAAAUUGCAAAGCUUUUGACUCGCAUAAAUAAGAGAUCUAAAGCAGUGGAAGCUUUUAAGCUUCAAUUGGAUGCAGCUGACCAGUGGCACAACACGGCUCCAUUCCCAGUUAAUGAGAGCGACGAGCUUGCGUACAAAGCGUGCCACGAUCCAGCCUCUGCCAAGAUUCAUUGCCCGCAGCGCUGGGCGGCCGUGGAGAAAUGGAGCGAGUACAUUGAAACUGUGAUGAGCAUGAUUUAUCCGAAGAUCCAAUCCAUGUUUUACUUUACUGGUCCCAAGGCUACCGCGGCCAACUGCCCAAUACAAAUGUUACCCCACUACAACCCGUCCAAUGGCGCCAUGUUCUUUCGUCCCAGCAGAGGAAACUGUACCACUCCCAGUUAUUUUGGUCUUCCUUUUUUUCUGAAGAGGUAUGGGCCAAAGUUCCAGGAAUGGUCUGUAAUCGGGCACGAGUCGAGGCCUGGGCACCACACUCAGAUGCAAGGAUUGAUAGAACAUUUUCGAGACAAGUGCGGCGGAGUUCCGCGGUGGCUUGAUAAGAAAACCUCGUACAUAGCGUUCCAGGAGGGCUGGGCUCUAUACGCGGAGAGUCCUCUGCUCGCCCAAGACGCUAAUCUUUAUGAACAGAACUAUCUACAGCUGUAUGGCAUGUUUAAAUGGCAGGUAUGGCGGGCUGUGAGAUUGGUAGUGGACACCGGCCUUCAUUACAGAGGAAUGACAAGGUCAGAAGCACUCAAAAAGUUUGAAGACUAUACAUGGGAUACUACAGACUUUGCAGUGAAGGAAGUGACUCGAUACCAGAGCGUUCCCGGCCAAGCUACAGCCUACAUGUUGGGGAAACUGAAACUAGUAAGCAUGCGCAAACAGGUGGAGAAGGCAAUGGGCAAGUCGUUCAGUUUACCGGAGUUUCAUUAUCAACUUCUCAGCCAGGGAUCUGCUCCUCUGGGCUAUCUUCAAAGUCACAUUGACAAAUUCAUAGAUUGCUAUACGAGAAAAAUAGACCAAGAACUUUGUUCUGAUAUCUUAAAGUACACUGAAGGACGGGAAGACGAGGAAAGGACAUCACAAAAAGAUCUAGACCUUGAGGAAAAUCUUCCACCGAGCCCUCCCAAGAGAAGUUUUAUCUAACAGCGAUUGUUAGAUGGAACUUUGCGCUCAACUACAUAGAUAAACACUCACAUAACUUGCAACGUUUUGAACUGUCUUGGAACACCCAUGCACGGGGUAAGGGAUAUAUCUUUGUUUAAUGAUUAACUUACGUCAGCGUCGACCAUAGCAAGCGCAUGCGCCAGAUGUAUGUCACGUGAUCGCUUGUUCAUGCUAUCUGGGCCCUAGCUUUCUCUUCUGUUUUCUCGGUAACAAUAUGUUAGUAUAUAAGCUGUUUAUCUUCAAUUUCUUGUCUCGUAACUUUGCACUCCUUUUCUUCAUCAAGUAACAGUCCAUAACGUUUUACAGACAACGAACACGUUUAAUUGCUAAAACAUGUUACGGUUCAAGAAAUUGUGCCAGAGAGAAUGAUUCAUACGGAUUCUCUCAAAUUAUCGCCAGUCAUUGGCCUCAAGUAUACUUGUUUUAGCAUGAUUUGCAGUGUAAAACGGAUGAAUGAAUGAAAGACUUUAUUUAAGUGUCAAUGGUAUUUAGCUUAAAAAAACUAA